AUGUUGUGUAGUAUAGGACCAGUCAAUGGAAUGACCCACCUUCGUCAAGCCUUCGACCACGUCGCCCAGGCUCUCAAAACUCAGUCUAGCGUCAAGCCAGCCGCACCAUCGACCACAGAAGUUCCCAAGGUGAUUCACACAACGAUCAACAAGACCAUCAAACGCGGUGGUAAUGAUCUUGGUGGCUUCGUCGUCAAGGAUGAUGAUGACAACAUCUGGCAUGUCCCCAAAGGUGAAGAGUGCGUUCCCAUCGAGUACCCGAAGAAGGAUGAGAUCCCCGACAAACCCAAGGGCAAGGGUCUCCGAAAGCUAUGCGCUCUAGAAAAAGCCACUAUCUGGCCCCCUACUACCUCGGGCAAAGACAGUGACUGGGCAAUCAAGCUAGCUACUCACAUGAGAGGCAUCGGUACAGAUGUGCUCAACAAGCGUGUCAUGGCAGUACAGGAGCUACUGCUCUUGAUGUUCUCUAAUACUGGCGUCGAUAACGUCACUAGCACAGCACAGCACGCUCGCGACACUGCAGCCACACUCAAGUCGACCAUUGCACUUGGCCUCGACUCCAAGCAUACGCCCUCUGAGUUCCGUGCGCUCGCCAAUGGUAUCGAGUACCUCCAGAAGCGACGCAGUGCAGUCGCUGUUGCGCAAGUCGACUCGAUCACCGCCCAUGCCCAAGUCGCACACAUACUCGAGCAAUACGUGGACGAACUGGACACUCGUACCACUGCACUCUAUCAUGGUUACGAAGCCGCGACUGCUCAGCCUAAUCAUCGCUAUGGUUCCAAAGACAACAAAGAGUCCUACAGGCUCCACCUCGUCGAGAAGUCUGUAAAGGCGAUUUAUGAAGAGCACGUCGGUGGUCUUCGUAACCACCUCAGCGACAAGGUCUCAGGCUACCGGCGCUGCUUUCACUCAUUCCACUAUCUCUUCUUUGUGCUACAUCUUUCUGCUUCAACUUGUGUCUCUCAUCAAGGUAGGACAAACCACGAUGGUUAA
Aureobasidium melanogenum CBS 110374 is the source of this 993-nucleotide messenger RNA. RefSeq lists its product as uncharacterized. The coding region runs from base 1 to 993 and encodes 330 amino acids. The record is from RefSeq and is a predicted model, not a curated record. NCBI's taxonomy places the organism in Eukaryota, Fungi, Ascomycota, Dothideomycetes, Dothideales, Saccotheciaceae. The transcript has a single exon.